AUGCACCCCCAAAUGAUUAACGGUAAAGAACUCAAAUUCGUCAGGCAAGCUAAAGUCCUUGGCACAAUCAUCAGUAAUGACCAAAAGUUGAACUGCCACGAAGAAGUUACCAUAAACUAUGUCAAGCUACAUGCUGAACCAACAGAGGGAAAAACUCUGGAUAUUAUAUUAAAGAAAAUGAAACAUCGCAUAGUAGAACACAUGAGUUCAUCAACUGCAGAUGCUUUGGGUCUCAGCAGAGCAAUUCUCUGUAAUGAUGGACUGGUUAAGAAAAUGGAGGAACUGGAGCAAAACUCCUAUAUCUACAAGGGUCUUCUUGAUCAUGCCAGACAGUUUCUGCAAAGCUUUUAUAACUUAGCUCAAACACAUAAAGAACUUGGAGAAAUAUUUGCUUCCACUGGUGUAAGAGAAUUGCAGCCAAAUGCGAGUGAGGCAUUUGCAAUUUUUAGUGAGGCUCACAGAAACUUUGAGAAGCUAGGAAUGGAUUAUUUGAAGAAAGUCAAACCCAUGUUGAGUGAUUUGAACACUUAUCUUUCUAAGGCUAUUCCAGAUACCAAAUUGACUAUCAAGAAAUAUGCCGAUGCUAAAUUUGAAUAUCUGUCAUACUGCUUGAAAGUAAAGGAGAUGGAUGAUGAAGAGUAUGCUUAUGCGGCAUUGCAUGAAUCGCUUUACAGAGUAGAGACUGGAAACUAUGAUUACAGGGUGGUAUUGCGGUGUCGUCAGUUAGCCAGGGAGAGAUUUGCAAAACUACGAUCAGAUGUUCUAGUGAAACUUGAACUUCUUGACCAAAAACAUGUACAAGACAUUGUUUUUCAACUACAGCGGUUUGUUGCAGCAGUUACAGAAUAUCAUGAGAACUGUUAUUCAGUGUUGAAGGAUGCCAACGUUUUCCCUAUUGAGGUUGAUUUAACAAGAGGAGCACUGGGAAACCCACUCAAGUAAAUUUCAACUUUAUUCCAU
This is a messenger RNA of Stylophora pistillata, 960 nucleotides long. RefSeq names its product PRKCA-binding protein. Gene Ontology annotation, cellular component: trans-Golgi network membrane. Gene Ontology annotation, biological process: regulation of Arp2/3 complex-mediated actin nucleation; positive regulation of receptor internalization; receptor clustering. The record is from RefSeq and is a predicted model, not a curated record. Lineage: Eukaryota; Metazoa; Cnidaria; Anthozoa; Scleractinia; Pocilloporidae. Gene Ontology annotation, molecular function: protein domain specific binding; phospholipid binding; protein kinase C binding.